AUGGGGAACCACGGGUCCAAUCUGGAUGAUAUCCUGGCCGAGGACAUGCAUCACUGGUACAACAAGUUCAUGAAGGAGUCUCCGUCGGGUCUCAUCACCCUGUUUGAGCUGAAGGCCAUCCUGGGGCUGCAGGGCAUGACCGAAAACGCCAACAGCUACGUGGACCAGGUUUUCAUUACCUUCGACAUGGACGGGGAUGGGUACAUAGACUUUGUGGAAUACAUCGCUGCAGUCAGUCUAAUGCUGAAAGGAGAAAUCAACCAGAAAUUAAAGUGGUACUUCAAACUUUUCGACCAAGACGGAAAUGGAAAGAUCGACAAAGAUGAACUGGAAACAAUCUUCACGGCGGUUCAGGACAUCACACGUAACCAUGACGUCACCCCUGAGGAGAUUGUGUCGCUCAUAUUCACGAGGAUCGACGUGAACGGAGAAGGUGAGCUGACUUUGGAGGAGUUCAUAGAGGGAGCGAAGGGACACCCUGACAUCAUGGAAAUGCUGAAGAAGAUGAUGGACCUGACUCCUGUGCUCAUCAUCAUCGUGGAGGGACGCCCAGCAUGAUAAGAGGACGCGCUGGCAGGAGUGUGGGAGACUGAAGAAAAACGUCUUGAACAUUUACCCUUUAAAGACCAUUUAUGAGAUUACCCCAUGAAGAACCAGAGGAGACGUGUUACAAGAAGCAGCCAAGCACACUACGUGGAGACACCUGGGGGGGGCACAUCUGGGGGGGGCACAUCUGGGGGACACUGAAGCUCGCUCUCUGAUCUCCGGCUUCCAGCUUCCAUCACAGUGAGCUCACCAGCUGGGCUCCUCUGGGAGGUCAAAGCUCACGCUGCUAACGUCCCUGCUGGAAUCAUGCUCCCUGGCCACUGAGAGAGAGCCUGUCCUUGGACUGUCUCUGAUCCUCCUAAUGCUGUAAAGGGUUCAGUUUGAGCUCCCCCCACCUGCCACACCACCGGGAUUUACAGCUUCAUCAUGUCAACGAGGUUUCUUAUUUUAGGAGGGAUUUGAGCCAACUCAAGCAGCUCUCUGAAGGACUGCCAGGGAAGAGGGUUCUGUAGAUACGCAUACCUUUUGUUCGUUUGUUCACUGACACCAAAAUCCUUGUGCUCCUGCCUGACCUGACCUGCUUUCCUGCAUCCCUGGAGAAGCACAGGUCAGACGGUUGCCUUUACAAAUAUUUCCAUGCUGGAUGUCAAUCAAACUGACACUGACAAUUAAUCCGUUUCUCUCUGUUCCUCUGGCUGGCAAUUACAAAACCCUGUACAUGCUGAACUGUGCAUCGUGUGAGGGAGUCUCUCUCACGAUACACAGUUUGACUCAGUCGAUAUCUAACCCUCCUGCUGAUCUGGUCUGUCAUAGUUGGCUUGAGUUUGUUCUGUUUUCCUAGUUUGUUGACUGUCACAAAUGGAAGUGGCAUUGUUUAUUUAAUCAUUACAAUAUUGAAACUGGUCAAGCUAUGAGACUUGUGUAUAUAUCAGUAAGUUACUAAGCAACAGAGGUAGAUAAUAUCCCAUCACAACCUUUCAGACAACAAAUUGACACACAGUGGAAUGUUAUUAUACAGUUCACUUUAAGGGAAGACUGACUGCUGGUUAUCAGUUCUCUGUGAGGACUACUCUGAACUACAGACAGUAGUUGUUUUGUCUUUUGUUUUUGUCUUUUUAUCUAUUUUUGUAUUCAGAGAAUGGAAGCGAAUGCACACAGCAGAGGAGAGAAUGACAGCGUAUUGUACAUAAUGAUGCUUGUGUUUUAUAAAGAUGUGAAUUCCGACGUUG
Messenger RNA from Hypomesus transpacificus, 1775 nucleotides. It is a transcript of the gene guca1d, whose product is annotated as guanylate cyclase activator 1d. Gene Ontology annotation, molecular function: calcium ion binding; calcium sensitive guanylate cyclase activator activity. Bases 1 to 558 code for a protein of 185 amino acids. The transcript has 4 exons. The record is from RefSeq and is a predicted model, not a curated record. Lineage: Eukaryota; Metazoa; Chordata; Actinopteri; Osmeriformes; Osmeridae.